GGAGGAAAUCGAUGGGAACUGUCAUAGAUUGUUUACAAAGGCAAAAUGAAGGUCGUCCUGAUACUGUCAGUGUUAUGGGUAUGUGUGGAAAACGUUUACACCUGUACAUGUGUCGAUAUUCCGACAAAUGGAUGCAAUUCGGAUUAUUCAAUUCUAGGUACUGUCAUAGGAGUGAUUCCACUUGGAACACCACCGAAUGAUGCCAGAAUUUACAAUGUCUUAGUGAACAGGAUCUAUAAGGCAAAUCGACCGCUCCUUCCAUUAGUGCGAAUUCGUGCUUAUGUUGGAGGAUCGUUAUGUGGUCUACUGUUGGAUCGAGGAAGACAAUAUGUGAUAUCCGGAUCUUUUGAUAACGAUAACGGUACUAUGAGGACAAACCAUUGUUUAUACACCCGACUUUUGACCGAAAUUCCUUUUCGUGAGAGGUGGAAUCUAUACUGCUACAAUCAACGCAGAGAAAGUUAUCCUCAAAGAAAAAUCCAAGCGAGAUAAAAUGUCUCUAUUUUCCAGAAUAUAAACAUUCAUCAUUAAAUCUUGCUUUAUGAAACUGUUGAUUUUUGUCCCCCCCCCCCCCCACUUUCGUUUCCAUGCGAUAUCUCGAACAUCUUUUGCA
This is a messenger RNA of Magallana angulata, 613 nucleotides long. RefSeq lists its product as uncharacterized. Gene Ontology annotation, molecular function: protein binding; metalloendopeptidase inhibitor activity. The transcript has 5 exons. The record is from RefSeq and is a predicted model, not a curated record. Lineage: Eukaryota; Metazoa; Mollusca; Bivalvia; Ostreida; Ostreidae. Bases 46 to 492 code for a protein of 148 amino acids.